AUGUCCGCUGCCAACUGUGAUCCAGACAUGCCGAAGAUGCGCUCGUCCUUGUUCCCACUGCUCCUCCCGCUGCUCCUCGGCGCAGACUAUGUCCUGUCGCAGACGCAGAGCAUGCCCGCAAUCGUUGCCGCUUUGCCCGACGCUCGAGCACUAUGGACCCAUCUCGAAGAUGAAAGCUUCCUGCCGGCCAGGUUCAAGACCAAGGAGCUGAAGUACUUCUACGACGAGCCUUGGCAAGCUUUUCUCCAAGCCCAAGGCAGCAAGUUCAUCGACAAGCAAUUGAAGGAGCUUGUAAACCAACCCAACUUGGUGUUCACGGCCUGGGCAAUCGACCCCGAGGCCAAACGCAUCGCUGCGGGACUGAUCGAAAAAUACGCCGAACAUCGGCAGAACUCGGCCACUGCCGAUUCUGUCAGAGCGGCCGUUAGCGAAGCCUGGCAAAUGCACGGCGAGGACAUGUUGAUCGACAACAAAGCCGUCGAGGAUGAGCUUAAUCACAGACUCUUCAGAGAUUAG
Sporisorium graminicola is the source of this 516-nucleotide messenger RNA. RefSeq lists its product as uncharacterized. Lineage: Eukaryota; Fungi; Basidiomycota; Ustilaginomycetes; Ustilaginales; Ustilaginaceae. The transcript has 2 exons. The record is from RefSeq and is a predicted model, not a curated record. Bases 1 to 516 code for a protein of 171 amino acids.